Molecule: messenger RNA, 2561 nt
Organism: Spinacia oleracea (spinach)
Lineage: Eukaryota; Viridiplantae; Streptophyta; Magnoliopsida; Caryophyllales; Amaranthaceae
Product: cysteine-rich receptor-like protein kinase 44
Exons: 7
Coding region: 218-2233 (671 amino acids)
Biological process (GO): protein phosphorylation
Cellular component (GO): plasma membrane
Molecular function (GO): protein serine/threonine kinase activity; ATP binding
Source: RefSeq, a predicted model, not a curated record
CACAAGAAAAACCAAAGUAGGAGGGACCUAAGUGGCACUGUGGCAUCCUUUAACUGUCACAUGUGGUUUUGCCCCACAGAGGAGUAUAUGUAUAUCUUCUCAAUGUCUGGCGUAUGUGAGUGUCUUAAUGUAACACCCCUAUCUCAUUUACAUUCACACCUUUUCCUAUUCAGAAUUUCAGAUAAUAGUAUUGCAUAAUCUUGAUCAUUUCUUAGACAUGGAACUUCAUAUUAUUAGACCAUGGUCAUCUUUCUUUGUUGUCUUUUAUCUGUUAAAUGGGUGGAUUAUGUAUUCUUCAGCAGCUGAUCCUGAUGCAACUCAAGCUUAUGUUUAUGCUCUUUGCCCAGACAUGACCACAGUUGCUCCAAAUAGCAGAUAUCAGGAAAACAUCAACACAGUUCUCUCUUACCUCUCUUCAAACUCAGGCCGAGCGAAGCGGUUUUACAACACGAGUGCCGGAAGCGGACAUGAUAAGGUCUAUGGUCUGUUUUUCUGCCGUCUAGAUGUCAAUGAUGCCGCCUGUAAGAAGUGUGUUUCCCUUGGCAGUGGCGCGUUACCAACUCGUUGCCCUGGGAAGAAGGAAUCAACUGUAUGGUUUUAUGAUCAAUGUGUACUUCAUUACUCUAACAGGUCAUUUCUUGGUACGAUGCAUGAUGCUCCUAUGAUACCGAUGUGGAACAGACAGAAUGCGCUUGAUAUUUGGAAAGUUACGAGUAACAUGACGGGUUUUACACGAGUUUUGCUUGAUACUAUGUGGGAAGCUACGAUCAAUGCUACGAGUGGUCGAAUUGACAGAAAGUUUGCAACAAAGGAAGCAAGAUUUGGCGGUAAUCUGUCAAAUUUGAACACUCUUUACACACUGGUUGAGUGCACACCAGAUAUAUCUUUGAAGGACUGUCGAAGUUGUCUACGUAUGGUUAUUGGUAAUACUACAGAGCUUUGUAAUGUUAAGGCUGGGUGCACUUUGAUGUGUCCUAAUUGUAAUAUGAGGUAUGACAUAUACCCUUUUUACGGAACUGCUGCUCCAGGUUCUUCAGGACUUACAUUUGAUCCCACCAGAGGAACGCAUGCAAAAGCUACAAGAAGGCAAAGGGCAAUACUGAUAAGCACCAUCAUUGCAGCAGUUUUAGCAUUGGCAAUUUUUCUUGGAGCUCUGAUUUUUGUAUGCAAGAGAAAGUCUAAGAAAGCGCAUACUGGGUUAGAUGAUAUCGAAGGUGCAGAGUCAUUAAAAUUUGACUUGAGCACACUAAGAUGUGCAACCAAUAGUUUUUCAGACGAUAGAAAGCUUGGUGAAGGUGGAUUUGGUGAAGUUUUCAGGGGUAAGCUUAGCAAUGGAGAAGAAGUGGCUGUAAAGAGGCUCUCAAAGUUCUCUAGACAAGGUAUUUCAGAGUUUAAGACAGAACUUCACCUAGUUGCAGAGCUUCAACACAGAAAUCUAGUCAAACUCCUCGGAUAUAGCCUUGCUUCAGAAGAGACAUUACUUGUGUACGAGUACUUGCCAAAUUCAAGUCUUGACCGGUUUCUAACUGAUCCAAAAAAGUCUGCAUCUUUGGAUUGGAAAACAAGGUUUAAGAUUAUAUGCGGCAUUGCAAGGGGGCUACUCUAUCUUCACGAAGAUUCCCGGCUCAAGAUCAUACACCGAGACCUUAAAGCUAGCAAUGUACUAUUAGACAAGGAUAUGAAUCCGAAAAUUUCAGAUUUCGGUAUGGCAAGACUGUUUAAGGCAGAUGAAACCCAGAGAAACACUAGUAGAAUUGCUGGUACUUUCGGAUAUAUGGCACCAGAAUAUGUAAUUGCAGGUCACUAUUCAGCGAAAUCAGAUGUAUACAGCUUCGGGAUCUUAGUUCUGGAGAUAGUUAGUGGUCAGUUGAACAAUUUCUUCAGACUAGAUGGAAAUGAAGAAUCUCUACUCGACCGUGCAUGGAGGCUUUGGGAAGAGGGAUUUGCAAUGAAAUUGGUAGACUCAAGAAUGGAAGAUGAUAUAUCAAUGGAAGAAGCAGAAAAGUGUAUCCACAUAGGGUUAUUAUGUAUCCAAGAAGAUGCUUCUAGAAGACCAAGAAUGGCUACGGUAGUAGCUGCACUUGGCGGGGAUGCUGUCGUUCUGCCACCGCCUACGGCGCCUCAUUUCUUCAUAGGAGGCUCGUGUUCGGGAUUUGAUGACUCCUCUGGAAUGGAUCUCUCACUCUCCGCGUUUACAGCAACAUCUAGUACAACAGAUUUGGAUCCGCGGUAAUGUUUAAAUGUGAAUACUCCAUAUAUACAAAGAGAAUUAUAAGACAUGAAUGUAGGAUAUUAUAGAAUGUAUGUUGGGGAGAACCUUGUGUUGAACAUAGGGCAUACAUGAUAGAGAAUUUGUAUAAGUUUAUUUACGUGGUAAUUAUGAAAUUAGAAAGGCGGUAAAUUCUUGUAUGAGACGGUCUCACAAUAAUUUAUUGUCAUAUUGAGGUAACAAUAAGUUAUUUGAGUCAAAUUUUGACGUCUCGGAAUAAGAUUGUGUAAGAUAAUCUCAUUCAAGAUUUUAUUUACAAUAUGAGAAAUGAGAAUGUAAGAAAUUUGUAAUA